Molecule: messenger RNA, 8288 nt
Organism: Triplophysa rosa
Lineage: Eukaryota; Metazoa; Chordata; Actinopteri; Cypriniformes; Nemacheilidae
Gene: nkx2-9
Product: NK2 transcription factor related, locus 9 (Drosophila)
Exons: 3
Coding region: 7078-7758 (226 amino acids)
Biological process (GO): cell differentiation; regulation of transcription by RNA polymerase II
Cellular component (GO): nucleus
Molecular function (GO): RNA polymerase II cis-regulatory region sequence-specific DNA binding; DNA-binding transcription factor activity, RNA polymerase II-specific
Source: RefSeq, a predicted model, not a curated record
CUGGUGUAAGUUUCCCCUCUCGCUUUUGAACUAGAGGACAGGGUUGCCCGAGUGUUGCUUUUCUUUUUAGCCAGAUCUAAGAAUGAGUAAGCCGAUGUCAUCAAUCACGGAUACAGCAGACGGUGGGAGGCCAUGAUGUGCAGAUAUUCUUAAACGUGAUGGAUGAAUGCAAAAGAAAAGAGGUGAUUCUCCAACGAACAGCACAGUGACUGAAUAAACAGUAGUAUUUAUUUUGGAUGAUACAUGUAAAGUAUCUUUUCUUUUGAACAAACUUGAAAGAUCUUAGGCAUGUAUUCCUCUCAUUCACAUAAUUCGAGACAAAGUCACUGUCAUCCACUCUUUUCCUAAGCAUCAGACCAAAUCAGUUGUUUCUGCGUAUCAGAAUAUUAUGCAGUGGAGGAAUUUUUAAGCCAUUUUGUGUUAAGCAUUCUAAACAUUUUAAGCUGUUUCUGAUCCAGCAUAGCUAUAUUUAUUUGUACAUACCUUGAAUGCUGGUUCUGGUGUGUGAUGAAAAUAGCUUUUAAAGACAGCGAGAACAAUGGGAAAUGAUUUCACACAAAAAAAAAUGUUUUGGUCAAUUUAUAUCAAUACUGUUUAUUGCAGUUGGCUUGGCCUUUUGAAAUUUGAGAUGACGAAAAUAGGGAAUAAAUUAAUCAUCCAAAUGUGCACAUGCACAGAAAAGGAUUGAUUAAUGUGUUUAAUGCCACAGACACAGAAAGACAUGAGUUGCAAUCUACCAAACGUUUGUAAAAAAGUUAUGAUUUUUCUUUAAGAAAUACAAUGUCAUCAGCAUAAUCACUUCUUAUGCCCUCAAGUAACACUUUUAGUUCAAGUCAGAGUUUUGUUAGCAUUGCAUUUUCUUACAUUAUCUAAACGUGUUAUUUGGGAAUAUUUUAUCUUAACGUUUGAUUCGAAAGUUGACGAAUUCCGCUAAAAGUCGCAUUUUAAAAGGGUAAACGUAUUUUUAAACGAAAGCCAUUUUUGUAUUCAAACGAUGGUCCAGUGAAUGUUAAUUAUUUUGAAAUUCUGAAACAUUGUUCAAAAUUUGACGCGAUAAGUAAAAAUGGCAAAAGCAAAUGUGUUUUAGUCUAUCAUAAAGUGACGAUCGCUAUAUGGGGAAAUCAAGUGAUAAUUAUUUGUGUUUGUUCUGUAAUGAAUGAACGAAUAAAUUAAUGGUUAUUUUUCAGAAGUUAUCAAGGCUAACUGGAGUUUUGUCUUAUCAGUGCACAUUUUGUUUAUUGUUCUUACUAUCGCUUUUAAAAUCAAUUUAAAGCCUUAUACAUCCCAUUACGCAUUAAGCAUUUAUCUAUUUCCUGAAAAGAAAAUAGUCUUUUAUUGCGUUUCUUCUCAUAUGUUACUUUCUCUAUAUCUUUAUUUGACCGAUUUAAUAUCAUUAAUAUAAUAAUUACUCGAGGAUAAUUGUGUGUUUUUAUUUGUUUAUUGGGUGUCCAUCAAAUUGUGCAACUUGAAUCAAAAUAAUCGGACUGUAGGAUAAAAUAAGUGUGGUGUCUCAGGAAAAGGGUUGUUUGUUAGUCCAUCCGUGGUAGGAUUUUCCAAAUGAGUCACAGUGAAGACCUACAUGAAAAACUUGUCUGGGAAAAGUGGACCCAGUUUUCCUCAAUCUGCGUGUGCCAGCAGUGAGGUGAUGAACAGCGAUGAUUAUUUUUCCUAUCUGUGUCUUAAAUACGAUUCGAAGGGAAAUUGUGAAAAGUCAUUAAAAAAACUGGGAAUGGAAAUAAUAUAAGUGAAAAAUAAUCUUAAAUGAAUUGUUAUCACAGCAGUUAUUAAGUAAUAUCCGACAUAUUAUAGCCUACCUGUAUAUAUAAUAGUUUGCAUGUUCAGUCUACCAUAAUGAUGCAUGGCAAGUUUAGAAUAUGUUUGCGUUGUUGCUGUCAUAAAUUAGCCGUUAGACUAUUUUCCAAACGCCUGGAUUAUGUUAUUACUAUUUUAGCCUAACUGUUAUUAUUUACAGUUUUAAAGGAUCAACUGAUAAAGCAUGACUAUUAUCUGAGAGUGUUUCCACUGGAAUUGACACUAUUAAACUGCUUUGCAGGUUAACACCUCUAAAAGGUUGACUGCUCUUGUGACUUAAGUCCGGCGUAAUGAGGACUUUCCUAGGUUAACGAUGGGUGUUUUGGGGCCAGUUCAAGGCUUAAACGGACAAAACCAACAAUAUUUACGAUGGUUUUAAUAAUGGAUCACAUCGACUGCUCUUGCUUUCUCCGCCUGGUCUUCAUUAGUAUUAAAGAUUACAUUCCAGUAAAUUUUCUAUUACAAAUCAAUAGAACCUUUUCAUAUUUGAAAAUAAUGAACUAGGUUUAUUACGACACAAUAGUGCACAGGCAUGAAAACUAAUUAGUUCAACGACUGUUGCGUUUGAUGUGGAACAACAUUGUUCUUACGAAAAUAAACCAUGUUUUUUUUGUGGUGCAAAGUGGUGUAAACAUGUUUUUUUGUAUUGAUUAGUACCUUUGUACUGUUUUACUGCAGUAGCCAUGGUCUAAAUCCAUGUUUUAACUAUUUUUUUGGUUUUAACUGUAAUUGUUAAUUUUCGUGGGUGGUUAAAGGUUAUGCUUGGCAGCGUUUUGUUUCCCCAUUAAUCUUGGUGCAUUGUCGUGGAUGACAAUAUGAUUUUAAAUGAAAUCUAAACGAAUGUCGUGUUUAACAUUCUAUUAACGAAUAUGUUAAACACAUUAAUUGUAUUUCUACACUCUAAUUCCCAUAGUUCAUUUGUCGGGUUGGUCCGUAUUUGAGCCAACCAUGGACAUUCCCAUAGUUUUUAGAGUGUAGAAUGUACAAUUUUACAGUGUACUCUAUUCAAGUCUGAUCUUGAUAUGCGUAACGAAGGAACAUUUUCCAUUACAGUUUCAACGUCAUCUGAAAGCGGAUCCAUAUAAAACCUUCAUGCAGGUUGAAACAGACAAUUAACCAGACAUUUUUCCAAAAUUAUUAGAGAAAUAGCUCCCUCUGCUGUUUACAUUUUGCUAGUACAUAAAAGAGAGAACAUGCAGAGAAUGGGCACCGAGCACUAUACCACAACGUAGAAAAAAAAGCUUGUGGGUGGAUGGUUUCAUAAAGAACUUUUAACAUCCACUGAACGUUUUCACAAAAGAUAGUGGAAAUUGGUUCUUUACACUAUAAAAGGUUAAAAAGAUAUGGUUCUUUUAAUAACCAUUGACGGUUCUUUGGAAAAUUAAAAUGGUUCUGCUAUGGCAUCAUUGUGGAAAACUAUUUGUUGCAUCUUUAUUGCUGCGACUGUAUAUGCUGAAAGAAAUUGAUGAAAACAAUAUACAAAGCGUUAUUUUAGUCAUUCUAAUCAACCUUUGAGCUUUAUGAGCAUUUUCUAUGACUCAUAUUAGAUUAAAUUGGUAAAGAUUAUAUUAGUAAAAAGCUUAAAUUGGUAAAGAUUGGGAAGAGUUGAGUUUCACGUCAUGGACUUAGUAGUAAAUAUAAUUGACUAAAUUAAUGUUUUUGCGAUCUUUACAGUAGGCUGCUAUAGGCUACUAGCCUAUUGUGUGUGACUUACGUUUUAUUUAGUCAACACAGUUUUAGUUAAACUGAGUCGACGCUGUUUCAUUCUGUGUUGAACUUUAAAACCAAAAGGUUUGACACAACAUGCACAUAAGGGAUUCAUCCUGCAGAGGGAGCCAGUAAAAACAAAAUUGGGCUGUGGGCUUUUUCUCUCUUUCUGGCUUCUUGGUCUUCAUGAGAUACAUCUCAGUUGGCCAAUCAAUCAAGUUAACAUACUGAUGAAGAACUGCAUAAAAGUACCAGACAUGUUCAAGAGUUCCCUUUUAAAUCAAUAUGAGGAAGAAAUGUGACAUCGUCUGUGAAAAUGGCGGUGCAAUGAUUGUUGGACCCCAGGGGCAUUUUCCUCAGAUAUUGGAAAGGCUUAAUAUGGGGCGUGAAAGGUUAUCCACGAAUUUCUGGUAUAUUUUAAUUUUUAAAGUAAAAGAAAAAUUAUGGUGAAAGAGUUGGCCCUCGUUAACACAUUGAGAACUGACAGUAGCCUACAUGGACAAUUUUCCCUGAAAUGCUGCAUAAAACAGUGUUGUGAACGGCAUUGUCAGGAAACUAAGAUCCCUAUUAUGAUUAAAAUAAAAAUCAUAUCAGCUCAGCGGUUGCGUGUCAUCUCUAGCAUAAAUUGCCAUCCCAUUUUCCCAAAAUCUAAUUUUUACUAAAUGUCCAAAGAUAAUUAAAUGGAGUUAUAAAGUCAGUUCCUCGGGUUCACAAUACCAAAACAACCACAGACUACAGAACACUGUAAAAACAAUCCCGUAAAGUUGGCAGACAAUUACCAGUACAUUUUAUUUCAUUUUAAGGACAUUUCCGUUCAUGCUAAAAUGUAAUUUAAUUCAGUGAAAAAUGUAAAAUGCAGGUAAAACGGAAAAUUUCUUCAUAAUACAGUAUAUUGUGCCCUAUUUUUACGGAUUUUUUAGUGUGUAGUUAAUUUAAUUUAAUAAUUAAGUUUAAUUUUAGGUUUGUUUUGAUAUUUUGCUAAUAUAAUGACAUUUAUACUUUUAAGCAGGCUAUAUGUCCUUUUAAGGGAAUGUAACAGAAAGCUUGAGUUGUUACGGAGAUAUUUCAGUUAGUAAGCUGCAUUUUUACGAAUCCAAAAAUGCAUGUUACAAUGCUGCAGAAACUUGCAAUAGAGGAGAAAGAUAAACUGGAACUUGUUUUGCAAAAAAAGUGAACUACAUUUUUUGUACUAACCACCAAGUUCCUAGCCUACUUCUUUAUUUAUCUAUACAUUCUUAUUCAGUUGAUCUAAGUAAAAGUAAAUAAAAUGUAAAUCACUUUUAUUUAUUCAUAUUCAUAUAAAUAGUUAAAAAAUAACAUUUUCCUGCAGGUAAUUUGGACUGCCGUCUAUAUGCACGAAACGUAGGCCUAUCAAAAUUUGUAUUUCAAAUAUACUUGAUGCUUUCAAGAAACGAGCAGCAACUCUUACCAAACAUUUAAUCAAACCAUGUACAUGUUUGUGUUUCGUGUAAAACACUGUUGUAAUUAUAGCCCUACAGUGAAAGUGUGUGGUACAGGUGAUGGAAUGCUUUACAAAUAUUUGUAUAGCCUUUUUGUAUGCUGUAGCCUACACAUACAUGCAUGCAGCCUACCUACUAUUUGUUACAUUUCAAGCUAAGUGAAUUACAUGAAAUGUUCAUUUUUAAACGGAAUAUUUAUAUCAAAAAUGACGAGAGAAAACAACUGUAAGUAACAACUGUAUGAGUAUAAUGUUGUUUUUUCUUUAUAUUAUUUUCCGGUCGCCGUAUAGCCUUUCUCCUUGGGUUUAAGAAAUCAAACAACAAGGGUAAAUAUUUGACACUGAAGAGCUCUUGGGUGUUUGAGAGUGCACACUUUUCCUGAAGCAUACUUCUAUCCGUGGGAGUCUAAUAGAUUAAGGAGAUACGAGAGGUCAUUAGAAACUAAACUGUGUGCCUACACGGGGCUUUAUUUAUUCUCUGAGAGUGCGUGCUUAAAUUCAAAGAGCUUGGCAAACAUUUAACUCGCUUUAUACAGGUUAACAGCAAUAUUUGGAUACAAUUAGUAAAAUGUUGAUUCUCGCUAACAAUUUAGGAUUUACUCAACUAAAUAUGAUAAUUGACUUACAUAAUCAGACACAUUUAUGACUUUGAAUUUUCGUUUUGACCUUAUGGAUCAUACACAAAUAAGCAAUGACUGAGUUAAAGAAAGGUAAUGCAAUCUUAAUUUGUCUGUUUAAGGCUUUUAUUAAACAGAAACCAUUAGGAGGCAAUUUGGAACGAAAAGAAGCUUUUAAAUACCGGUUAAAAACAUAACCGAUAAUUUAGUAUUGGCGUAGGCAGCAAAUAGACUUGGAGCGGUAGAUAGUUGUCCAGAUCCCGUUCGGCCCUAUUCAAAACCAUGACAACAAGAAACAAGCAGGGAUUUAUUCGACAAAGUUAAAGGACAUUGUGCAGGGGCGUCAAUCAAGCAUUAUUUCGGGACUGAACAAAUGCAAAAUCUUGACUGGAACAAAUGCUUCCAACGGGUCUCGGACGCGGGGCUACAUUUCCCUCUUUUGUUCCCGGUCGCUGGUUGGCAUGUAUUUGUGUUCCUUUUUUCGCCCGACCACCCAGGACGACUAGACGAGAACGGAUACCCACUCUGUUUGGGAGGUUCUAUGCAGUCAUCCAGAGCGCGCACUGAGACGAGGCAGUCUCAUCAUCGUAGAUGCCUGGUGCACUUUGCUGGUGAGGUGCAUGCAGGACUCGAGUAUGCAGCAGCCCAUAAUGAAAUAUUCAUCUCUGCACCUAUAUAUACCCAAUGAAAAUACUUAGGGUUGCGUGUUUUUUACCAAGGGAUGGGCUAUCUUGUGUAAAACCAUAAUGUAAUAUUUUACCGAAAUAUGCAUAUUGGGUUAAAACGGCCAAUUCUGGGUUGGAAUUUAAGUUGCAAAUCAAGACUAUCAAACAGCAGCGCAUCUUUCCCAUUACAGUUUUCUUCUUUAUUGAGUCAAUCUACAUAGCCUGUAUUUCAAUUAAUUAUUGUCAUAAAUUCCGCCCAUUGCUGGACUGACAUUGUACACAUUUAGCCUGUGUUGGUGUAAAACACCUGCAAUAAACAACAAAUACGCCAAUAAACGUAUUAGGAAAACCAACUAUGGGACACUAAUGGAUCACUUUGUAUGCAAAUAUCCGAUAUAUUAUUUGAGCGGGGGAAAGAAGGGGGGGUUCUUGUUGUUACUUGCCACCCAAGACGUGAUUCAGCCUCAACAAUUACCAUUAUCUGUUUCCCACUUUUCACGAAUUCAGACGAAUCAGUAAUGAUGAAGAGUGUUACCCACAAUCAUUGUAAAAGUAACGGCCUAUUCUUUGACGAGUUCACACCUACCAUUACAGGGAUUUAAGUACUCGACUCAUUGAGGUACUUAGCACCCAUAAGGAGGAGAGGCCUCAAAGCAGCGACCAAGUGCUGUUUAUAUAAACACCACGGCAUCAGUGUAUACAUUGUCACUUGGAGUCGCGUCUUCAAAACGGACGCAUCACUUCAGCACUGCGCAACCGGUGAUAGCUCUACAACACUGAGGAUCAGUCCUGGAAUUACCAGAAAACAAGCGUACAAAUGGCUAUGUCUAACAAGUUCAGUUUCACCGUGAGAAGUAUUUUGGAUUUGCCAGAAAACGACACUGAUCGCAUGGCACCCCAUUCUCCAGUUGGUUCGUUCUCCGCAUCACCUUACUCGUCCUGGACUGAGAAUGACAGAGGUCAUUGCAUCUCGUCAGACGAGAGCAACCCCGAGGCUUCACCAGACUCCACAGGGCCUGAUGAGCUCUCCUUAGAUGCAGAGGAACACGAAAAGAGGAAGAAGCGUCGUGUUUUAUUCUCCAAGGCUCAAACUUAUGAGUUGGAAAGGCGCUUCCGUCAGCAACGUUACCUGUCCGCUCCAGAACGAGAGCAACUGGCUCACCUGUUACGACUCACGCCCACGCAGGUGAAGAUCUGGUUCCAAAACCACAGAUAUAAAAUGAAGAGAGCGCGGAUGGAGUGCGCUCAUGACCUCAAUCAACCUCCAGUGCUGCGCAGGGUCGUGGUGCCAAUUUUGGUCCGAGAUGGCAAACCGUAUCCGAACUGCAAUAUCGAGACAGAAAAAGGAAGCUGCGUCGUUCCGCAAAUGGUUCCAUCUUCACCCUUCAGCGUCCCAAGUUUUCAGUCGUUACAGCAACAAACACCAUUUGCGCUUUUCCCCACAUACCAGCACUUCACCAACACACCGGCCUCCCGUCACCACUUCUGUGUUUGGUGAGACUUUGUCAGCACACGAACUAUUUCUUGGACGUACAGUAUAUGGAUUGAUCAUGAUUUAAGUUGUUUUUAUUUGGGUUAGGUCAAUAAGAAUAAACAUUGAGCGUUAAAUGCUGUUUGCACAUAUUGUAUGGUGUAUUUACUUAUAUUGUUGUUAUCAGAUGCGUUUUGCAAGGUGUUUGUGUAUUACUGCACAGUAAAAUCGCCAGUGUUAAAAAAGGUCAAAUUAACACGCACAGUGUAUAUACUGUAUAAUUCACACUCUCAAAGUGUGGAUUAUAUAAACACUGGCAGUGUUGAAUUGACAUUUUUUAACACUGGCGAUUUUGCUGUGUGUGUAUAGAUAGUGCUUUUUUGAACUAUUUGUAUUGUUUUAAACCAAAAGUUUAUAUAUUAAGAAAAACUUUUAUCUUUUAUACGGAUAGAGCUAUCAGAGAAUAGCUUGUGUCAUGUUUGGUGAAAUUACAUCACAUUAAAGUGUUAGAACCCCAAAAGUCUUCGUUCUUUAUUCUAUGUAAAGUUUUUAACCAU